This is a messenger RNA of Hipposideros armiger (great roundleaf bat), 4909 nucleotides long. RefSeq names its product leucine rich repeats and calponin homology domain containing 3 (gene LRCH3). The record is from RefSeq and is a predicted model, not a curated record. Lineage: Eukaryota; Metazoa; Chordata; Mammalia; Chiroptera; Hipposideridae. The transcript is spliced from 20 exons. The coding region runs from base 41 to 2335 and encodes 764 amino acids. Gene Ontology annotation, cellular component: cytoplasm. Gene Ontology annotation, molecular function: protein binding.
CAUGCGCUAACCGGCGGGUCGGAGAUUUGUCGGCUGGGAAAUGGCGGCCGCAGGCUUGGUGGCUGUGGCCACGGCUGCAGAAUACUCUGGCCCAGCAGCGUCGGGAGCUAACCUCUCCGGUGUUAACGGCGGCUCAAGCUCCGGGGCAGGCCCUGGUCCUGGCCCGGUCUCGUGGAGCCGCUCCAUCGAUCGAGCGCUGGAGGAGGCGGCGGUAACCGGGGUGCUGAGCCUGAGCGGCCGGAAACUGAGGGAGUUUCCCCGGGGAGCGGCCAGCCACGACCUGACGGACACCACCCGCGCGGAUCUGUCACGAAAUCGCCUCUCAGAAAUUCCCAUAGAAGCAUGUCACUUCGUUUCUCUUGAGAAUCUCAACUUAUACCAAAAUUGUAUUCGGUAUAUACCAGAGGCAAUUCUAAACCUACAAGCUCUAACGUUCUUAAAUAUUAGUCGGAACCAACUGUCAACAUUGCCAGUACAUUUGUGUAAUUUACCAUUGAAAGUCUUAAUUGCUAGUAAUAACAAAUUGGUCUCACUUCCAGAAGAAAUUGGACAUCUCAGACAUUUAACAGAACUUGAUGUAAGCUGCAAUGAAAUUCAAACAAUACCUUCCCAAAUAGGUAAUUUGGAGGCAUUGAGAGACCUUAACGUUAGAAGAAAUCACUUAGUACGUUUGCCUGAAGAGCUGGCAGAGUUGCCUUUGAUACGGUUAGACUUUUCCUGCAAUAAAGUUAUAGCAAUCCCUGUUUGUUAUCGGAACCUCAGACACCUACAGAUGAUCACCCUAGAUAACAACCCAUUGCAGUCUCCCCCUGCACAGAUAUGCAUAAAAGGCAAAAUCCAUAUAUUUAAAUACCUGAACAUACAAGCUUGUAAGAUUGCUCCAGAUCUGCCAGAUUACGAUAGGAGACCUUUGGGUUUUGGCUCCUGCCACGAGGAACUGUACUCAGGUCGCCCUUAUGGAGCCCUUGAUUCAGGUUUCAACAGUGUGGACAGUGGUGAUAAGAGAUGGUCAGGGAAUGAGCCUACAGAUGAGUUUUCAGAUCUGCCUCUUCGAGUAGCAGAAAUUACUAAAGAACAAAGACUGCGAAGGGAAAACCAGUACCAGGAGAAUCGCAGCAGCUUAGUAGUAACAAAUGGUGGAGUGGAACAUGAUCUGGAUCAGAUUGACUACAUUGACAGCUGUACUGCAGAGGAAGAAGAUGACGAAGUCAGACAGCCCAAGGUCCUGGACUCAGACAGCCUCAGUUCACAGUUUAUGGCAUAUAUUGAACAACGGCGAAUCUCUCAUGAGGGUUCACCAGGAAAGCCGGUACCCAUCAGGGAGUUUCAAAAACCAGAAGACACAAGAAGAUAUUCACAUCAUAACAGGGUUCCAGUUGAGCCAUCUUCUGUCUUGUCACUAUCACCAGGUCACAAUCAGGUAUCACAUACAGACUUGGAACUUCAUCGGAGAAGAGAACAGUUAGUAGAGCGCACUCGGAGAGAGGCACAGCUUGCUGCCUUACAGUAUGAGGAGGAGAAAAUCAGAACCAAGCAGAUUCAGAGAGAUGCUGUCCUGGACUUCGUCAAGCAAAAAGCAUCACACAGUCCACAAAAACAACAACUCUUCUUAGGUGGCGAGUGUCCCUUCCCAUCCAGAAGGUCUCAGCACACUGAUGAUAGUGCCUUGUUAGUGUCGCUGUUAGGGUUGAAUCAAGUGGGCUGUGCUGCUACCCUGCCUCAUUCUUCUGCCUUCAUGCCUCUUAAGGUAUCUCUUGUUGCUGUAAUUCACCAGAAACCUGCAUAUUCUUUUCCUGCUGCUAUCCAAAGAAACCAGCCUCAACGCCCUGAAAGCUUCCUUUUUCGAGCAGCGGUCAGGGCAGAAACAAAUAAAGGUCAUGUUUCACCCCAGCUCUCAUCUUCUGCACCUACCACUGAUUCUACAGAUUCCAUAACAAGACAAAAUUCAAGGCAGAGAGAAGAAGAGCUGGAAUUAAUAGAUCAACUGCGGAAACAUAUCGAGCACCGGUUGAAAGUGUCUCUGCCUUGUGAUCUGGGAGCAGCUCUAACCGAUGGUGUUGUUCUCUGCCAUUUGGCCAAUCACGUGCGGCCUCGAUCUGUCCCAAGCAUUCACGUUCCCUCACCAGCUGUACCUAAAUUAACAAUGGCAAAAUGCAGGCGAAAUGUGGAGAAUUUCCUAGAAGCUUGCAGAAAAAUUGGUGUACCUCAGGAGCAAUUAUGUUUGCCUCUCCACAUUUUAGAAGAGAAAGGUUUGAGCCAGGUUGCAGUGACGGUCCGGGCUCUCUUGGAACUUGCCCCACCCAAGCAACAGCAGCACCAGUUGUCUGCUGUUUAAGGACUCCCAGCACCUUGGGCAUGGCCUAGCCCAACGGAACAGGACAACGUGACUGCUGCUGCCAGCCAUCGGCUUAAACAGAGCUCUUAUGUGGUCUUAAGAAGGACUGUCUCCAUGAUUCCUAACAGGAAUAUUUUGCUUCAUUUCUCCAUUUUAGGGGAGGUUAUAUCCAUUUCCAUUGAAUUGUUGAUGAAGACUUGGUUGGUUUUCACAAAUGAAACUUGUGUCAUGACUGAGACCCCAGUACUGAAGGCUAAACUAGCUGCUUUCCUCGAGAGCAGACUUUUCCACCCACCAGAAAGAAUAUCUCCUCAGAAGGGCAUUUAGCUCCCUUGAAGGCACGGCAGCUACAUUAUCCUUACCUGUGGAGUCCACUGGUUUCUAAACUCGGUUGUUCAUUUCAAUCUACUGGAGCAUUUGUUUAAAUACAGAUUCUCAUUCAGUAGGUCUAGAGUGAGGCCUGGGUGUCUGCAUUUUCAACAAACGUUCCAGGUGUUUCGUGUAGUGAAAACCACUGUUCCAAGCUAGAUAUUGUAUGAUUUGGGGAAGUAAUAACCCCACUGUGUUUUUCAGCCACAUUUAAAGUCAAAAGUUAUAUUACAACCACUUGGACUGUUGUGUCCAAGGCAAAACAAAAAAUAUCAUAGAACUGGGUUUUUUGGCCAAAAAAACCUUUUGUCCAAGGCAAAACAAAAAUAACAUAAAAGGCCCAGAUUUUGCGUAGUAAAACAAUGAAACAGAUCCAGUUGUAUUUACGGCCAGUGUCCUAGUCCUCCCCCAACGCCAGUCCACCACCACUUAAGAGGGUGGUUCUGUGUAUCAUCCUCUGUUAUUUCAACAUUAUAAACCAGCACUCCACACACAGGUUCCAAAUCUGUUUAGUUGAUAGAUAACUUAGCACAGCUCUGCAUUAUUUGCAUUGACGUCAUCGAGUCCCCUCCCCCUCCCCCUUCCUCCCAUGCUGCUCCCAGGGUACCUGGACCUGUGAACACCUUCCAGUCACAGCACAUAUACUUGUAGCUCCCCAUCUAAUGGAAGAUUAUGAAGACAAAGCAAACGGAUUAAAGGAAAAGCCAAGGUUCUUAUAUUUCUUUCAGGUUUCAGAGGCUGAAUUAAAUAAAGCACUUGUGGCAUCUUGAAAACAGCGGGCUGUCUUUUCAACUAGCUCCACCUGCAGCCUUACUGACUUAAUUGUGGGUGGAGUGAAAGGGCCCUAGGGCUCACCCAACACUAAGCCAGGAGUCUUUAUUCAAGGUUAAGCCACUUGGGUCUGUCUUCCCCUAUAUUUUGAACCCCUUUUAGUUAUCAGUGACAUCUUUUGGUAUUCACUGCCUUUAUAAACCAAGGAAAUAGAAGAAGUGAAAAUAGUUAUCUAGGUUUUUUUCUGUUAACUGUUUUGGGUUUUCUUUACCAGUGCAUGCAUUUGAGCACAAUGUUCUUGCUCUUUUGAUCAUCUAAAUGCAGCAUCUAAAAGCAACUUCAGAUAAAUCAUAUUGAGUAGCUGGUCAAAAUAAUGCUUUCUCCUUGUUCUCACAAGGAAACAAGUUCACCAGAACAUUACCACUUUGUCUGAGUUUAAAAUUAUAUAACAUAAAACAUCUGAGCUCAAAUCCCAAUCCUUCAGUGUCCUCACAGAAAAUGUCUUUUAAGUGCUUAGAGCCAGACCAUUUACAGUUCUAAACACACCCACCAAUCAUAUGACUUGUUUAGAAUUUAGCUGUGUGUAGUUUUAAACUAGGUAUUUUUUCUUCUAAUCAACAUUAAACCUCAGUACAAUCUCCAAAUUAUAGAGUCAUUUAAAUGAAACUCAGCAAAGUACAGGACUGUUUGUCAUGUAUUAUGCAAGAAAUAAUCCCAGAAGACCUGCAUAAUGCAACAUUUAGAACUAAUUUUCCCAUAGGAAUAAAUGGAAAUUCAAAUUUAUUUCAAAUUUUAUACAUAGCAUGAAACCUUAUUAAUGUAUUUUUAUCAAACUAAUUCAAAUUUACAUUUGAGUUAGAAAAAAACUGAAGUUUUGGUUGAUAAUGAAAGAAUAUCAGAUAUAUUGAAUUUCUUUUCUAUGUCAAGAUGCAAAAACAAAUCAUGCUGUUUUUGUAUUUGGUGUUUUAUAUGUACUUUUCUAUUUAACUGAAGAUGUUUAACAUUUAUCCUUGCUAGACUCCAGUGUAAGAUGAAGAUGACUUGAUAACAGUUCCACCUGACCAUUUAUUUAUGAGCUUCCUGCUGAAGCAGCAACGUUCCCAGUGCUGAAAUGUGAACAAAGAGAAAGGCUGUGUGCCCACCCAUUAGGGCCCCUGCCAACUACAGAGAUUUUAAGUCAGCAGGUUUCCGGGCUUUCAAACUCAUACAUGCUUAGCACUCCAACCCAUUUUGCUCUGGAAACAACUCAUGGGAGGAGGGGCCUUUGUAUCUGGCUAGAACAGAGUAGGAGACUUAUUAUUAGUAGGUCACUUUCUUUAAUAACUUUUUAAAACACAGCCUUACAGCUAAUCAAGGAGUCUUGAUUUCUCUUACUUGCUACAGCUCAGCAGUGCCUAACGAUGUGUGACUAUGCUGAUGAGUGUGAUGAGUUUU